UCCAAUCGUGCAUGCCACGAUAUAAUUCCCUCUUCAUAUAUACCAACACUCUCCACUACUCUCAACAACCCAUUUUCCAUUUACAUGCUUCCCACGAUUCUUCGCCGACGAUAUGGCGGAGCCGAGAAAAUCUCCGGCGCCGUCGCCGCCGCGGCCAGCGAUUUCGCUCCAACCUUCACCAAAGCGAUCAGGUCUCUCAAAGCCUACGAACAAACUCCUCCGGCAAGUCCGCUCCGUGUUCCGCACGCUUCCGAUUCUGUCUCCGGCGUGCCGAUUUCCUUUAAGCAUGAAUCGGCUCCACGACGGCCACGGCCACGGCCACGGCGGAGCGCGGAUCACCGGAACGAUCUUCGGGUACCGGAAAUCGCGAGUGAAUCUGGCGUUUCAGGAAAGCCCUAGGUGUCUCCCGAUGCUGAUUCUGGAACUCGCGAUUCCGACGGGGAAAAUCCUGCAGGAUUUGGGGCUAGGGCUAGGGCUCGUCCGGCUGGCCCUGGAGUGCGAGAAGCGGCCGGCGGAUCAGAAGAGGAAGAUUCUGGAGGAGCCGAUUUGGACAUUGUACUGCAACGGAAGAAAAUCCGGCUACGGCGUCCGCAGAGAUCCGACGGAGGACGAUCUCAAAAUUAUGCAGACGCUCUCCGCUGUGUCGAUGGGCGCCGGCGUGAUUCCGGCCGACGAAGUGGCGGCCGCGGCGGCUGACGGCUAUCAAUUGACGUAUAUGAGAGCGCAUUUCGAGCGAGUGACUGGAUCCAAGGAUUCCGAGACGUUCUACAUGAUGAAUCCUGACGCCAACAAUGGCGCUGAACUCAGUAUCUUUAUGGUUAGAAUUUGAUUUUUUUUCCUUUUUUUUUAUUUCUUACCUUAAUAAUAAAUAUUAUAGUUAGGGUUUUGAUUUUAGUUCUAGGUAUCUAUAGUAGUUCGUCACUUAUAGUUAUAAUGUUUUAGUAAAAUAUUUAUGUUUUU
Messenger RNA from Momordica charantia (bitter melon), 960 nucleotides. Its product is annotated as MIZU-KUSSEI-like protein (Protein of unknown function, DUF617). NCBI's taxonomy places the organism in Eukaryota, Viridiplantae, Streptophyta, Magnoliopsida, Cucurbitales, Cucurbitaceae. The record is from RefSeq and is a predicted model, not a curated record. Gene Ontology annotation, biological process: hydrotropism.